AUGGUUCGCAUCAACACCUUCGCCGUGGCUGUCGCCGCCAUCAUCGGUGUCCCCAUGGUCGAGUCUCACACCUGGGUUGAGCAGCUCAACCGCGUCGCUGCCAACGGCACUCUCGUUGGUCCUGAUGGCUUUUCCAAUGGCUGGGCUGGUCGUCUCAACGGCUUCAACGACGAGCGAUACACUAUGCGCAUUCCCGGAAAGGGCUUCGACCUUUGCCAGCAGUCGAUGCCCGGUAACCAGCCACCGGAGUUUCCGGUCUUGACUGCUGCUCCUGGCGACUUCGUUUCUCUUCGCUACCAGGAGAACGGCCAUGUCACUCAACCGAACACGCCUCCACAAAAGCCCCUCAACCGUGGUACUGUCUUCAUCUACGGCACCUCCCAGCCUAAGUCGAACCCCAGCGUCUUCGACAUUCACCGCCAGUGGACUGCUGACGGCAAGGGUGGCGAUGGCACUGGUCGCCUCCUGGCCACCCGCAACUACGACGAUGGCCAGUGUCACCAGGUCAACAAUUCGCCCAUUUCUCAGGAGCGUCAGGAAGACACUGAGCAUGCAGCCCUCCAGCCCAUGGGCGUCAAUAUUUGGUGCCAGACAGCCUUCCAGAUCCCCGAGGAUCUGGCCCAGAACUCCGAGUACUCCGUCUACUGGGUCUGGACCUGGCCUACUCUCAAGGCGGAUGCCGUCGACAAGUCCACGAAUGGCCAGUUUGCCGACUUCCCUGUUGGCUUCACGGAGGACAAGCGCGCUGCCACCUCUGAGGAUAUCGAGGUGCCUGAGCUCUACUCUAGCUGCUCCACUAUCAAGGUUCAGGGUGAGAAGCUUGUGGCUGGUAUCAAGUCUGCUUCCAGCUCCAACGAUCUGUCUGCGUUCACGUUCCCCGACAAGACGGACUUCAAUUUCAAUGCCAUCAAGGACCAGCUCGCCAAUGCCUUCUUGGUCAGCGUCGACGGCCAGGCUGCCCCUGUCAACUCGGCUCCCAACGGUACUAAGAGCAGCACUCCGGUCGCUACUGGCACUCCGACUCCCACCGUUCCUUCUGGAGUCGCCCAGGGCACCAACCAGGCUCGAGUUCUCACUGUCUCUGCUCCUGCUAUGACUCUGUACUCGUUCCUCACCGUCACCCUCGAUGCCCAGACUCCCGCUCCAACUCCCACUAGCGGUCAACAGUCUGCUGAGGCUAGCGUCACCCCUUUCCUCCACGGCCGUCAUGUCAGAGGUAGAGACUCUUGGAACUUCGGCCAGGGCAACUAA
This is a messenger RNA of Colletotrichum phormii, 1251 nucleotides long. RefSeq lists its product as uncharacterized. NCBI's taxonomy places the organism in Eukaryota, Fungi, Ascomycota, Sordariomycetes, Glomerellales, Glomerellaceae. Bases 1 to 1251 code for a protein of 416 amino acids. The record is from RefSeq and is a predicted model, not a curated record. The transcript has a single exon.